Molecule: messenger RNA, 2751 nt
Organism: Theobroma umbraticum
Lineage: Eukaryota; Viridiplantae; Streptophyta; Magnoliopsida; Malvales; Malvaceae
Source: RefSeq, a predicted model, not a curated record
UUAAAGCUUGGAAAAAAAGAAAAAAAAAAAACUACCCCAACCUUCCUCCUCUCUGUCUCUCUGUUACUCCUAUCUGUCUCUGACAAUCAAAGUUUCCCACUGGCGCGCCAUUUUAAACGCUUGCCUCUCGAAAUUUCGUUUUCUUCUUUGAACCUGCUAUUAUGGAAACCCUAAAUUAAAUAUUUUUCUUUUAAUUACUCUCUCUGGCGGUUUCUCUUUUGUUUUAGAUUUGAUUAAACAAAGGAAAAAAAAAUGGCUUGUCUCUGCGUUCCGGAGGGUGAAGUUGAGGAGCUGCUUGAACAUGUGCCAUUAGCAACAAGGCGAAAAUUAUUACUUUCUUGCACCGUUGCAUUUAAAAACCAAGAUGGAAGCUCCAGUUCCCGGGGCCUUCUCUCUUUCCCUCCUUGCUCUGUUGGACAUCAGGUGCAUCAAGAUUUGCCACAAGAAAGUCAUCCCUUUGGUUCUGGUGCAGUUGGUCAAGGUUCUCAGUAUGCCACUUCUUGCCAAGAUGUAGGUUUGGCUAUAAAUGGAAACGGCCAAGGAAGUCAAGCAGAUCAGCUGACAGGUACUGGGACUAAUGCUGAUGCUUCAGCAAUGGGGAAAACCAAUGUUGGUGUUCCUUUGCCUUCAAAUCAUGUACCAUCAAAUGCUUCUGAUAUUGUAAAGGUUGGCUGUGCUCAUAACGUGCUUCUGAGUUUAUCAAAAGAUGAUACAAAUAGUUCUGCCUAUACUGGUGUUGAAGCUUCUUGCCAAUAUGUGAGUUUGCCUAUAAGUGGCAACAGCCAAGGAAGUCCAGCAGACCAGCUGACAGGUACUGAAGCUAAUGCUGAUGCUUCUGGGCCGGAGAAAGUUAAUGUUGAUGUCCUUCUGCCUCCAAAUGUUUCUGAUAUUAUGAAGGUUGACUGUGCUGAUAGCAUGCUGCUUAGUUUAUCAAAAGAUGAUACAAAUAGUUCUGCCAAUACUGGUGUUAUAGCUGUGAAUACCAUGGAUAAAAAGUUCAGUGACUUUACAUUUGGUGAACUUGACCACAUUGUAUUGAAAGAAAGACGAAAAUUGCUUUUUAAAAGGAAAUUGGUGGAAUUGGAAAAGCCAGCUCUAGAGGGUACUUCUGUGGGGUUGGCAGAAGAUCUUAUCGAAUACUCUGCCGGGAGAAUUGAACAAGAGCUUCAGCCCACUGAUGGAGAAUGUAUGAUAGCUCGAAAUCAAUUUAAUGACAUUCCUAUAAGAAAUGCCUCUUAUCUUUCUAGUUGUUCUGCAAAUGGUUCAUCUAGUUUGGAAUACUCUGCUGGGAGGAUCAAAGAAGAGCUUCAAUUUGUUGAUGGAGAAUCUUGGUUGGCUGGAAAUGAAUUUAAUGACAUUCCUACCAGGACUGCUUCUGAUCUCCAAAGAACUUCCGCAACUGGGACUGAAGCAGCUAGGUCAGGAAAUAGAAAGGAAGAAAGCAGCAUAAUAUAUUCCUCUGAGAGAACAUCCAUGGAGUUCAAGGCACGUGAUGGAGAUGAUUCUGCUCCUACAAGAACAGAUAAUAUAUACAGUUCAACUCCAAAUACUUCUGUCAAAGUCAAAGUUGAACAACUGGAUUGCAGUAACUUUCAAAAUCCAGAAAAGAGCACUUUGGGUAACAUGGUAUCAGUGAAGUGUGAAGAGGACAUCUCUGAUGGGAUAGACCAUAUGCUACUAUGCGAUCGGAUGAAGCUGCUGAAAUCGAUUGAGGAUUUUGAAUUUAAUGCUUCCAAGAACUUUGAGUGCUUGAGGAAAGCUGGGCCUGCUGCCUUUGGAGUUAUCCCCAUUGUUUCAGAGUCUGCCAAACCAAUAAUGGUACACCAUCGAAGGAAAAGAAAGAAGACUGCCACGGAUUCAGUUGAAACAGCUUUAGAGGAAGAUGCACCUGGACUUCUCAAGGUUUUGCUUGAUCAAGGUGUGUCAGUUGAUGAAAUCAAGCUUUAUGGGGAGUCACAGAGUGAUGAUGCCUUAGAUGAAUCAUUCGACGAAGACAGCUUCUCAGAGCUUGAAGCUGUGAUGACAAAGCUACUUUCUCAGCGCAGCUGUUUAUUGAAGUUUGGCCCUUUUCGAUGCACAAAGGGCUCAAAACCUAGUUAUUGCUUGGCUUGCCUAUUCUCACUUGUGGAGCAGACCCGGUAUCUGCAGUUUCGUAGAUGGCCAGUUGAAUGGGGUUGGUGCCGAGAUCUUCAAUCAUUUAUAUUUGUCUUUAACAGACAUCACAGAAUAGUCCUAGAACGCCCGGAAUAUGGUUAUGCAACAUACUUUUUUGAGCUGUUAGAUUCCUUACCCAUUGACUGGCAGGUCAGGCGAUUGGUGACUGCCAUGAAGCUUACUAGCUGUGGCAGGAUUACGCUGAUUGAGAAUAAACCGUUGUCGGUUGGAGAAGACUUGACUGAAGGCGAGGCAAAGGUGUUAAUGGAGUAUGGUUGGAUACCAAAUACUGGCUUGGGAACAAUGGUCAACUACCGUGACAGAGUUGUUCAUGACCGGAAGAAUGAAAGUGACAGCUCAGAAUGGAGAUCAAAGAUAAGAAAGCUGCUAGUAGAUGGGUACAACAGUGGAAGUAUUGUUUCAACAAGUCUCGCCGAGAAUGUGAAUGAAGGCAAGGAUGGUGAGAAUGCACAGAUUAAGGUGGAAUUGUGAUUAGAGAUUGAUCCCUAGAAUGUAAAUAUUUUCCGUGCAUAAAGGAACAUCUUGAAGGCUUUUAGGCAAUCAACCACUAAUGAAUGAGUUCAAACUUCAGUCUAA